AUGCUAAGCCGUAUGCUGGCUGCAUGCCUUGGCGCCAGCUCCGUGAUGGGCCAGUGCCCGAACCAUCCUCACCUGGAUCUGUGCUCUGCCUCGACAACCGCAGAAGACAUGGACGUCAACGGUGGAGGUCGCAACUCAGCCUGGAUGGCAUGGGCUCUGCCUUUGCUGGCCGCUCGACCCUCCUUUGUCACUGCUUUUUUCGCUCUCGCUGUGGCAACGGGUGCAGAUGCCCAGAGCGGAAUGUCCUGUGGCAACAUCCGCACUUUCUACCAAGCCCAGAGCUGUUGCGGGGAGUCGGAGCGGGCUCUCGACUUCAGCAGCAGCGAAGGCAGCAGCUUCAGCAACUCAGUUUGUGAGUCUGGCAGCCCGGUGGGGGUGUGCCACUGCGAGAAGGCCAUGCAGCUGCUGUCGCAGGUGGAUGGCGUGCAGUUCCCGGUCGAGUUCUGUGCCCACAUGGCUGCUGUGAAGCCCGUUGGCUUUCAUGACCAGCCUAUCUGUGAGGCUUCGGAUGCCGGCAACAAUGCUGCUUAUUUGGUGGACGGCAUGGCCGGCAACACCAACUUCCCACAUGGCAACAUCAAGGUGCUGGCGACCGUGGGCGAGGUCGAUCCCACGACAGGUGCCAUGCUCACAGGCUGUACUGUUCAAACGAAGCGUGGCGUCCCAGACGGCCUGGGGGCAUACCUGAAGGAUGCUAGCACGGUGCGGCUGAUCUAUCAGAGCGAAGCAUAUGGCCAGCCGCAUGAGCCGCAGAAAGACACCGGGCUUGUGACAUCCAACCCGGAGUCCUUCCCCUGGGCGGUGAACAGCAAGAGUGCUAGCUUCACCGGGUCUCACAUCCACUACAUCGACUACGAUCGCAGCAUGCUGGCCAGCUUCAUGGACGACAACGCGCCUUCCAAAGCGCAAGGCAUGGUGAAAGGAGCAGGCAAUGCCGUGAGCAAGGCCUACAACCUGAAGCGGGAGCUUGUGGGGCCGCGGAAUCGCACGGGCGACGGCCUCCAGCCCACCACUUCCAAUGUGCACGAGAGCAACGUGGACGUGAACGGCAAUUACAUCGUCGGGAGCACCGCCACAGCUCCCAGCAAAGCGGAUUGGCUCAUGCAGUCCCUCUGCUCGGCACACCUGGAGGUGAGGCACCAGUGGGGAAAUGGCAUGGGCGUUGAGGACGACCUCUUCAUCACCAAUGAGGAGUGGAUCACUUACCCUACGGACUCCAUGCCCAUUGGUUUGCCCGUGCAUGUCUUGAACCUGGCGACAGGCGAGCUUUGGGCCACGGCGGCUUUCACUCUCGGUGGCCAUGAGAAGGUGGUGGAAGUGAACAGCGGUCACAGAGACUACGUGGCCUUCGUGCCUUCAGGCUACAACGGCGCCUUUGGUCUUUCCGACGACUCUGCUGUGCUCGCUGCCCGCAACGCCGCGUAUAGCAGGACGGAUGGCAAUCCAUACGUGUAUCCGCAAGACAUCGUGCCUACGAAGCUCUACAUCGGAAAGAAGAACACGGACAAGGAUGGCAAUGCCCAGACCACGGACUUCAUGGCCAGGAACGGCUUCGAGUAUGGCGCGCUCUAUGGCUUCGCCGUGGACUGCAAUGCUGUGAAUCCUUCGCGAGACAGCUGGCACCAGUCAGCGCAGCGGGGCACGGUGGAGAGCUUCGAAAAAGACGGAAGCUGGGAGUUCCAGGAUGCUCCCGCGGGCGCUCCGGACGGCUGGUGCUUUUGGAAUUCCAAUGGCAAAGACAGUCGGGGGGCCAAGACGGAGCACGUGCUACUUCGGGAUCGAAUCUACGAUUUCCAGGGCCUGCCCACGCUGUUGUCAAAUGGCAUGCCGGACUCCAUCCCGGCAACCUACACAGUGCAUCAGCCCGAGUCCAACGUUGUCGACCUCAUUGAGCUGGGCGGUGCUGGCCUCCGUGCGGACGGCAACAACCAGACCAUGAUGCACGACAGAAGCCGUGACAAGACCACUUUCGAGGACCCGAGAGCGGUUGUUCUUAGGGGUGGGUUCGACGCUUGGUUCAGUUGGUUCGUGUCGUUGACUCGGACUGUUUUCCAGGACGUGGAUGGCAUGGAGUGGAUUGCUGCAGCGAAUGGGGAAGAUUACUUCGUGAUCCAUGAGGAUGGUGGGAACUUGUACGGUGAGCGCAAGUUCCUGGCCAAAGUGGGUGUCCCCAUGAAGUAUUACUUCGUGGCACAGAGUGGCGGCAGCCAAAACACCCGCGAACUGGCCAGCAUCAGCUCGGUGGCUGGCGUGCCUGGCAGGGCCACGUCCCAUGAGUUCUCCGGUGCCUUCGACCUCUCCGGGCUGCUCCGCAAGGAUGCGGCUGGCAACUUCGAGCUAACGGUGGGGGACGUCACCGGCAAGAAGCGAGCGCUGGAGGCCGCCACGCCCAUCAACGAGAAGAUCAUCGCAGUGAACCUGCAGGCACACAGCAACAAUGCCGGCUGGGCUGACACCUUCAAGACGGACCGUGUGGCUCAGGUCCUGGCAUACAAGCCAAGGGUGCCUGCGUAG
Messenger RNA from Symbiodinium sp. CCMP2592, 2514 nucleotides. The record is from the annotation of a GenBank genome assembly. Lineage: Eukaryota; Dinophyceae; Suessiales; Symbiodiniaceae.